Monodelphis domestica (gray short-tailed opossum) is the source of this 1546-nucleotide messenger RNA. Its product is annotated as somatomedin-B and thrombospondin type-1 domain-containing protein-like. The record is from RefSeq and is a predicted model, not a curated record. NCBI's taxonomy places the organism in Eukaryota, Metazoa, Chordata, Mammalia, Didelphimorphia, Didelphidae.
AAAUGCAAUGGAGGAGUGCCUGGAAUCAAUUACCAGACACUUUUAGCAAGUGUUUAGCAAGCCAUUAUAGCAAUGGCUUUACUCAAAAAUUUUCCCUCUACAUACUUUUGAGAGACCUUAUUCUCAGCGUUAAAUAAUUUCAAAACCAAUAAAAGAAACAGAUUGACAGAUGAAAUUAGUAGCACUUGCUUGGACUUGAAAUGUACAAAAUACCGACCUUCAAUUGAAGAUUUAGCCAAUGAAAUUCAGCAACAAAAAAGUCACUAAGAGGUAGGUUAGUUAAAGAAUUCUCCGUCCCCCUUACUUAUCUUACUUCACAGCACACCACAGAAGUUAAAUAAUAACAAGACCAACAAAAGAAAUCAACUGACAGAUGAAUAAAGAAGUCACUAAGCAGCCCUUCCCUGGGACCGCUCCGCCGGUGUGGGGAUUCCUCGGACAUGGCCCACAGUGCGUUGCUGGCCUGGGCCUGGGCCCUGGCGCUGGGAGCCGUGCCAGGAGCCCAAGCAGGCUGUGCGGAGCUUGGUCGUUGCUGUCCAGGACGAGACCUGACUUGCGUCUUUCGGGAUUGGGCAGAGGCGGCAGGACCCUCGUUGGGCACUCAGCUCUGCUACUGUGACCAGGAAUGCAUUACCGCCCGGGACUGCUGCCCGGAUUAUACGAGUGUCUGCCCAGCUGUGACCUGUGUAGUGUCAGAGUGGAGCAGCUGGAGCCGGUGUAUUGAGCCCUGCACCAUCAGUUUUCGAGUUCGGAGGAGAAGAGUCCUAAGAGAGCCCAGGAACGGUGGUGGCCGCUGCCCCCCACUGGAAGAGAGGGCUGGCUGUGUGGAAUACUGGAGCCAUCAGGGUGUGGAGUGCCAACAGGCCCUGAUCCCAGCUCUCAUAACCACUGGGGCCUUCCGGAAUGGGAGGAAAAAGAGGGCCCUGGCCUACGAGAGAAAGUCAACUGGGUAUUGUGUCAUGUUCCGGCUUGUGACCAUCGCUGUGGGCUGCCUUCAGACAAGAGCCCCCUACACUCAGUGGAUGAGGUACCUCACCCAAGGGCAUACGGUCUGCGUGUUUUGUGAGCCUCCUGCCCUGGAUAUGAAAAGCCUUCGAUGCUAUGGGGAUGGUAAAGGAUCUAGAGGGGACCAGCUGCUUCAGUGGCAAGCUGUUGGCAAUCCCAGCUGUAGAGGGACCUGGAAGAAAUUUCAGCAGCUGGAAGCCUGUUCCUGCCCUGCUGUCCACAACUUCCUGUUUGUCUAGGGGCCGUGAACUUGUGCUAUGUGUCCAUGGAGGGCCUCUGAACUUUGGGAUACCAGUAGAUGGUACCUUCUUCCAACAACUUGCUCCCCUAAGACUGAAAGCACCCCAUGUCUUACAUUCUUUUGGCCACGUGAAGGUCCUCUUCACUUUUCUCCCUACUGGUCUUCAAAACACUGGAAAUCUCCAUCCUCACUCCUUUCCAUUUUCUGUGCUUUUUAUUUUUUUGCCCCCCCCCUUUGACUUAUACUAAUGUGACCAGAAACAUUGCUGUAGAGAAUAAAGAUGUUUUGGAGAAACUAUAA